Molecule: messenger RNA, 605 nt
Organism: Prorocentrum cordatum
Lineage: Eukaryota; Dinophyceae; Prorocentrales; Prorocentraceae
Source: the annotation of a GenBank genome assembly
CGCCGCCCGCCGCGGGCCCCCGGCAGCCGGGCGCCCCCCCCCCGCCGGGCGCGGGCGUGCCGCGCUGGGGAUGCCGCUCGGGCCCUGGCGACGACCUCCCGCGUUGCGUGGGCGUCCCGCACCCGUCCCAGCGGCUGCGGGGCGAGCUGCUGCGGAGCAUCUGCGCCCACCUCGGCGAGGGCAAGGACCAGCUCUUCCCGGCGCUCGAGAGGCUUCCAGGGGGCGUGAGGGCGCGCGCGCGCUCGCCGCCUGCUGUGCUCACGGACGCAGCGUGCGCGGGGCGAUCGCGAGUUUGCGGCCAGUGUGAGUUUGACUUUCCUGCGCGACGCGCUCCCGCCUAGAAUUCAGGCUGGAGCUCCGUGUUGAAAGAGAAGACCUCUUGGUGCGCGCUGGUCGAGCACAGAGGGUCCGUCGGAGGGCCGGGCCCGUCCCCGUCCGUUGUUUUCCUUGGGCUCCCCUCUCUGGACGGCAGGACAGUCGCAAGCCGUCGGAGCAUGCCGACAGACGGCGUGCUUCCGAACUGUAUAGGUCUGCUCGCUGUGCAGCCGACGCGCAGAAAAGGCCACGGAGUGCUGAGACGGAUGCGGCAGGCGCCUGAAAAAGAU